Messenger RNA from Verticillium alfalfae VaMs.102, 1353 nucleotides. RefSeq lists its product as hypothetical. Lineage: Eukaryota; Fungi; Ascomycota; Sordariomycetes; Glomerellales; Plectosphaerellaceae. The transcript has 3 exons. The record is from RefSeq and is a predicted model, not a curated record. The coding region runs from base 1 to 1353 and encodes 450 amino acids.
AUGCACUCCUCCGCCAUGAUUCUGGGACUUGUAGUCUCAACGACGGCAUCUCCACUGUACGACACCAGCCGGUUCAGCAGACGCCAAGAUGAACCCUUCAAUGACAAAGCAAAGCUCUGCGGCCUCCGUGACCUCUCAAAUCCAGAUGGAGCCAGAGCUGCAUGGGAGGAAACCGGGGCCGCCUCUUUCCUCGACAACUUUAUCACCAAUGACAGAAAGGGUGAUCCGACAGAUUGGGUCAAGAUCCUCGAAAGGCUCAUCACUGGUGACCCUGGCACGAAUGCGGACGGUUGCUCCAGCGUCAAGAACGAGUGCAAUCCCGGCAUCGAGCAGGGCGAUUGCGCAACGUACUUUGACACCUUGACGGAGUAUCCUAACCAACGCCUUGGAUACUGGGUUUUCAUGGCGGUGAAUGGACUGCACCAAAAGCUCACGGCCCUCUACAACGAGCUCUUUGAGAAGACGAUGCUCAACACCCUGGCCAUUCCAACCAUGGUCGAGAAGCUCGGUGGCGAUCAGGGUUCUGGUGGAGAUGUGCUGAAGUGGUUGACUGCCGCGGCUGGAGCGGGUGGUGCCGUUGCAGGCAUGAGCCCCAAUGGAGCCAUCCUCGGAGGUGGUCUCAGUUUCCUGUCUGCCAUGUUUGGCGCUGCAGCUGAGGAGGAAAAGGACCUUGUUGACGACAUCGGAGCCGCCAUGGGAGCCGCUUUCGAGAAGACGAGUGCACGGAUUUCCAGGGCGCUGGGAGCCGCCGUGGGCAGGGCGACUGAUCCGGGAGAUUACAAUGCUCUUCCGGCGGGCCCCGGGUCGGAACCCUUUCAGAGCAGUAUCGCCAAGUUCUUCAGUGGCGGCUGGUGGCUGCUAGAGAACGACUCUGCCGAUGUCACUGGUGGUCUUCAGGCUACCGUCGACGCAGUCAAGAUGAAGGUUGUGGACCAGAUCCUGCAGUCGAGCGGCUACUACCUCUUGGUGGACCGCCACGACAACACCCUUGAGCUCUGUGGCACGCCGCUGGGCCGUCAGUGGAUGCCCGUCAGAGUUGGUGAGGCUGACCACUGCAUGUACGUUGCGAAGGUUGGAGAGGGCUUGGGCAGUUUCUAUGAAGCACCGGCUGAGGUCUACGAAGCCAUGGCUGAGUACGGACUGGGAAACCGCAUGGCAUACUACCGAAUUCUGCUCGAUUGCGCCCUGAACAGCGCUGGAGAUUCGUCUGUGCGGACCGACGCCCUGGUUCCUGGGCAGAUCCCGCUGUGUUACUUCAACAUGAAGGCAGUCUAUCUGGAUAGGCAGGGCUGUGAGACUGGUAGCGACGGCUUCUACACCUGCCAGAGCUUCACCACUGAGGAUGUCAAAUGA